CCGCGGGCUGAAUGAAUGAGCCGGAGCGGCGGAGCCGGGCGGCCCGCGGCCGCGCUCACCGGCCCGGGACGCUUCCGCAUGGCACGCGAGGAGCCGGCGCCGGGGGCGGUGGCGGCGGCAGGGCAGCCCGGAGGCGGCCGGGGCGCGGAGCGCGCGCUGCACGGGCCAGGGGUCUCCCGCAGGGGGCGGCCGUCCCUGAGCCGCGCUAAGCUGCACGGGCUGCGGCACAUGUGCGCCGGGCGCUCGGCGGCGGGGGGAUCGUUCCAGCGGCGGGCGCUGUGGGUGUUGGCCUUCUGCACGUCGCUCGGCUUGCUGCUCUCCUGGUCCUCGAACCGUCUGCUCUACUGGCUCAGCUUCCCGUCGCACACGCGGGUGCACCGCGAAUGGAGCCGCCAGCUGCCCUUCCCCGCCGUCACGGUGUGUAACAACAACCCGCUGCGCUUCCCGCGCCUCUCCAAAGGGGACCUCUACUACGCCGGCCACUGGCUCGGGCUGCUGCUGCCCAACCGCACGGCGCGCCCCCUGGUCAGCGAGCUGCUGCGGGGCGACGAGCCGCGCCGCCAGUGGUUCCGCAAGCUGGCCGACUUUCGUCUCUUCCUGCCGCCGCGCCACUUCGAGGGCAUCAGCGCUGCCUUCAUGGACCGCCUGGGCCACCAGCUCGAGGACAUGCUGCUCUCCUGCAAGUACCGAGGCGAGCUCUGCGGCCCACACAACUUCUCCUCCGUGUUUACAAAAUAUGGGAAGUGUUACAUGUUUAACUCAGGCGAGGAUGGCAAGCCUCUGCUCACCACGGUCAAGGGAGGGACAGGCAACGGGUUGGAGAUCAUGCUGGACAUUCAGCAGGACGAAUACCUGCCCAUCUGGGGAGAGACAGAGGAGACAACGUUUGAAGCAGGAGUGAAAGUUCAGAUCCACAGUCAGUCUGAGCCGCCUUUCAUCCAAGAGCUGGGCUUUGGGGUGGCUCCAGGCUUCCAGACCUUCGUGGCCACACAGGAGCAGAGGCUCACAUACCUGCCCCCACCGUGGGGCGAGUGCCGAUCAUCAGAGAUGGGGCUCGACUUCUUUCCUGUUUACAGCAUCACCGCCUGUAGGAUUGACUGUGAAACUCGCUACAUCGUGGAGAACUGCAACUGCCGCAUGGUCCACAUGCCAGGGGAUGCCCCUUUCUGUACCCCUGAGCAGCACAAGGAGUGUGCGGAGCCUGCCCUAGGUCUGCUGGCGGAAAAGGACAGCAAUUACUGUCUCUGCAGGACCCCCUGCAACCUGACCCGCUACAACAAGGAGCUCUCCAUGGUCAAGAUCCCCAGCAAAACGUCAGCCAAGUACCUUGAGAAGAAAUUUAACAAAUCUGAAAAAUACAUCUCAGAGAACAUCCUUGUGCUGGAUAUAUUUUUUGAAGCUCUCAAUUAUGAGACAAUUGAACAGAAGAAAGCAUAUGAAGUCGCUGCCUUACUCGGUGACAUUGGUGGCCAGAUGGGGUUGUUUAUUGGUGCUAGUAUCCUCACCAUACUAGAGCUCUUUGAUUAUAUUUAUGAGCUGAUCAAAGAGAAGCUAUUAGACCUGCUUGGCAAAGAGGAGGAUGAAGGGAGCCACGAUGAGAACGUGAGCACUUGUGACACGAUGCCAAACCACUCCGAAACCAUCAGCCACACUGUGAACCUGCCCCUGCAGACGGCCCUGGGCACCCUGGAGGAGAUCGCCUGCUGACACCCCCCCGGGCCACUCACACCCCCCUCAGACAGACCUCGAGGCCCCAGCCCAGGACAGGGGACAGCAAGUCAGGUGGGACUGAAGCCGGAAGGAAGCAAGAGCCCCCUAUGCACACAUCGCAGACUCUGCCCAGCCUCGCUCGGCCCCCAGGCCCCGCCGUGCGUCCCUCCCGGGAGACAGGCGUCACACUCUGGAACUGUCCCAGAACUGACCUGCCAUCACAUCGCACUGCCAGAUGUAUAAAGCACCUGCAUGCUCAGACUUGGUAGGGUGCCCACUCCACGUCGUCCUGUCCGCGACAGCCCUUCCCGCGGUUUCCUGCGGCCGGUGCGGUGGGACCGGGUGCCAGCCCCGGCGUCACCCGCAGGAGAAACCCCGCAGUCCAAGGGGAAGCGCACAGUGUCCUGCUCCAUCUGGUCCUUGUGUCAUUUGUGAACGUUCCUCACCUGCCCACAAUGCCCUUGCCCCGACCCCGGCUGGCCCCAGGUGGCCAGCACCCAUCUUCCACCCCCACACACACACCCUGUGUCUGCUGUGACGGUCCGGUGGCCUGGGGGACCCCGCCGCCCAGCGACGGCACCUCGUCAUUCUCCCCUUGACACGGCUUGUACAGUCUCAUUCGUUUUGAUUUGGGGGCUUUUUG
Ochotona princeps (American pika) is the source of this 2353-nucleotide messenger RNA. Its product is annotated as acid-sensing ion channel 2. The transcript has 10 exons. Gene Ontology annotation, molecular function: ligand-gated sodium channel activity. The record is from RefSeq and is a predicted model, not a curated record. Bases 16 to 1707 code for a protein of 563 amino acids. Gene Ontology annotation, cellular component: membrane. Gene Ontology annotation, biological process: sodium ion transmembrane transport. Lineage: Eukaryota; Metazoa; Chordata; Mammalia; Lagomorpha; Ochotonidae.